Messenger RNA from Entrophospora candida, 3994 nucleotides. Lineage: Eukaryota; Fungi; Glomeromycota; Glomeromycetes; Entrophosporales; Entrophosporaceae. The record is from the annotation of a GenBank genome assembly.
ACACGAAAGACAGCUUAUGUUGCAAUUGCCCCUUAUGAUACUGUCAAAGGGAAAACGACAAAAGACAAAUAUCAAUCAAUAAACAAAAUUUUCAAUCAUCUUGAUAAUUAUACAGGACCUACAAUAAAAUCAAUCAAAAAAGACAAAUUCAUAGCUGCGUUCUUCAAUACUCCUGAAGAUCUUAAAGCAGCUUUAGAAAUUGACAUUCCUAUUCCAGACAAAGAACCAUACAGAUUCCUCGCACUUGAUAAUAUUAAACAAUCAUCAACUCAAGAGGCAGUCACUGAUGAAAAAUCCCGAACUAUACAGGUUAUAGACAUCCCCCUUGGUACACCAACAUCUACAGUUCGUGCUAAAUUUUCAAAAUUUGGGGAAAUUGAAAACAUAACUCCACAAACACGUAAUUUUUACCAACACGCUUUCAUUAAAUACAAAAACACUGAAGCAAACAAAAAAUUUGCAGAAGAAACAUGGAGUAUUUAUCUCUUGAAAGAUGCAGUAAGGGUCCUACCAUUAGAUCUUACACAAGAACAAAGAGAACAGAGACAGGCUCAUAGUUUCAAACUAGCAGGUUUACCUCGUAAUACUACUGCACGUGACUUACAUGAAAUUAUUAUGGCUGUCAAUGCUCAAUCUUGCUUCAUACCAAAGAAUCCAAGAACGUACUUACCACUCAAUUAUGCAUAUAUUGGCUUCGCAAGUGAUGAACAACUGGAGAAAGCAGUUUCUCAAGAUUUCUCAUUAAAUGGUCAUGAAUUAUAUUGGUGUUCUGACCAACAAAAAACUUGCCACAAAUGUGGAUCUCCUGAUCAUUUAGCAAAAGCUUGUACUGCCUUUAAACAACAGAGAUCACGAGAUCAAGUUAAACAGAAAUUAUAUGAAAAAUUCCGCCCACCACAACAUAAGAAAACUUAUGCAGAAAUUACUAAAAAAAAACAACAAAAAAAUCAACAACCACGCUCCAACCACAAAAAGAAUGACCAAAAUCAUAUUAAAUCAGAUAUCUUCUCCAAAGGAAAUCUUUUUCAUGAUCAUCUAGAAGAAAAAAACAAGGCCAUAUUGGAAAAAUUGAAAAAUGAAAUUAUGCAAUUUAACAAGGCUUUAGAAAGUUUGAGAGCAGAGAUGAAACAAAUGAGAAAAGAUAUAGAAAUUUAUGUUGCUCCAAAAUUGAUUAUAACUCCAACACCAAUCAUAAAUACAACUCAAUCACCACUUAAAACUACAUUACAACAACCCAUUAAACAUAAACGCAAUUUCACUGAAGUAACCCCAUCAUCAUCUUCUGAUACACAAGAUUCAGAAAUUGAACAAAUACCUUCACCUAAGCAAAUAUUAGCAAGACAAGAUAAUUUAGAAAAUCAAAUUGAAAAACAAGCUAAUAUUUUGCAUCGAAUCUACGAUUUCAUGAAUUCUGUUUCACCCACAGAAAGUCUAAACUCAUAUGCUAAACAACAACAAUUAGUUGAUAUGAUGAAUUCAAAUCAUAUAGACUGUUUAGGAUUAUCUGAAACAAAAAUUGCAAAUAAAAAUUCAAAACAUAUUUAUAAACAACACCAAGAGUUUGUCGCCUAUUUCAAUAAUGAUAAUAAUACAACAAUGGGCACAGGUGUUGGAAUACUCCUUUCGAAACAACUUGCAAAAUAUGUACAAAAAGUAACUAAACAUAAAGGCAGAGUAAUAUACAUUGAUCUAUUCUUGAAAGGGAAGAUCAAACUACGAAUCAUUCAAAUUUAUUUACAUGCCAACACCACAGGAAUACAACAAGAAAUCAAAAACCUUUAUGAAUAUAUUUUCAAUACUCUCGAAAACUCACAAAAAAACCAUUUCAAAAUUAUACUAAUGGGAGAUUUCAAUGUGAAUUAUGAAAAAUAUUUAUCUACCUAUCACUCCAGAGGAUCUCACAACUGGAGAUACAACAUUUUCCACAAAUUGGAAACAUACAAUCUAAAUGAAACCAUUUCAUUAUUCCACAAUAUUACACCCUCUAAACCAUAUCACACCUUCUUUCCAAAAAGCUCAAAUAAGAGUUCAAGCAGGAUUGACUAUAUUUGGAUCUCACAGGAUUUAAUAUUAGAAUCAAUUAACAGUGAACUUUAUGAAAUAGAUACUUUCAAUACUGAUCAUAAAGCAGUAUACUUAAAUUUAUUUCCAUAUAAUUUAAUAGGAAACAAACAACAUGCAACCCUUAGACAACAACAAAUGAAAAAAAUAAUCUUUCAUUAUGAUAAAAUGACAAAAGAUGAAUGGGAUGAUUAUGGAAAUUAUGUAGAUGAAUUAAGUAAAGAUAUAUUUCCUACUCUUAUUUCAAAUACAGCUGACUUAAAUCGUGUUUGGGAUUCCAUUCAAAAAUGCAUCAAGGAUGCUGCUAAGGAAAAAAUUUGGAAUUCUACAUCAACAAUACAAAACAAAGAAAAAAAGCCACAAAAUUUGACAGAAAUAAAUGGAGAAAUUAGAAAAAUUAAUAAAAUAAUUCGUGAUUUCAACAAAAAAAAUUUUAAUCCUCCCAAUAUUAAAAUUAUCCAAAACCAUUGGAAACAAACAACAGAAAUUUUACAUAAUUUUGCAAAAAAACACAAGUAUGAUUUGAGCCUUCCACCAUCUAUAGAUAAUAAAACAAUAGAAACUUUUCGCAUUCAAAUCAAAGCUUUCCUCAAAAUUUUAAUGCCACAAUUUAUAACUCAUAAUAUACAAAAUCUAAAGGGACAAUCAAUAACAUAUCCUAAUUUGAAUACUCAAAGUCAAGAAUGGGUAGUAAUCUGGAACCCUAUGAUACAGAAUCCAAUUUUUGGAAAGAUUAUAAAAAAACAUCCAAAUUAUAAUCAAAUAAUUAUUGAGCAUUGGAUAAUUAAUAAUAUAUUUUCAACAACUGAUAUUCCAAUAAUUCAAAAAUGCAAUGGUUGUGUUAUUCAUCAACAAAUCAUCAUAUCUGGAAUUAAAUCAUGCACAAAUAUAUAUAAUCCAAUGUAUGCAAUAGUCAUCAAUACAAAAAAAAUUUCUGCUUAUGAGCGUAGUCUUAACUAUACAAUAGCUGACUUAUAUGCAAAAGCAAAAUUUGUCAUGGAAGUUAAUCUAGGUAUAAUUAAACCAAGCUUUCAUAUGCCUACUAGAAGACAACCAGAUAAUAACCUCAUUAUAAAAUUCGUGGACAAUCCAAUUAUACAAAAUCAACUACUACAGCACCAAAUAAUUCUAGAACCUUAUAAAACCCUGGAAUUUUAUACAGAUGGUUCUUUGACAAAUUUGGGAACACAUGAUAUAUCUAUGGUCUGUGCUUAUAUACAAACACAUACAGCAGCACCACAAUUACAAUUUACUGCAAGUUUAAGGUCUUGGCCCUCAGCAGCAAGAUCUGAACUAAUAGCAGUGGUAGCAGUACUAUUAGUCUCUCCUCCAAAUGCAAAUAUUAGAAUUUAUACUGAUAGUAAAUGUACUAUUGAUCAAUAUGAACAAUUAACUUCUACAACUUUUUCUACAUCUCCUCGCAAUAUUUUUAAACAACACAACAACAUUGUUUGGAUUAUACUUCAUGAAAUUUUAGAAAUAAAAAAAAUUGAUAUUAACUUUAUUAAGGUCAAAGCACACAAUGGAAAUCAUUUUAAUGAAAUGGUAGAUUCAUUAGCCAAAAAUGCACACACACAUGAUUUCCCUCCUUUUUCAUUUACAACUGAAUUUUUACAAUCAUUAAGAUAUAUACCUAAAUGGAAUAAUAUUAUCAUAGAACAACAUUUACGACACCUCAUUACAAAUAUUUCAUACAAUGGGGGUUUUGAAACCUGGCUAAAUUUAUAUAGAAACAAAAAAUAUCGCCAAACUUUAAUAGAUUGGGAACUGACUUUUGAAAUUCUCAACACCUUUGAAAAAUCAACAGAAACAUCAUUUACUGCUUCAAACAAGAAAAUUUCAAAAAUCAAGUUAUUAAUUGAAGAACUUCCAACAGUUGAACACAUCAAAAAACAAAGACCAGAUCUAUAUAACAAUUGGAAGUGUCCUUUAU